This is a messenger RNA of Trematomus bernacchii (emerald rockcod), 2032 nucleotides long. Its product is annotated as ribonuclease P protein subunit p25-like protein. Gene Ontology annotation, molecular function: RNA binding. Lineage: Eukaryota; Metazoa; Chordata; Actinopteri; Perciformes; Nototheniidae. The coding region runs from base 611 to 1447 and encodes 278 amino acids. Gene Ontology annotation, biological process: tRNA 5'-leader removal. The transcript has 2 exons. The record is from RefSeq and is a predicted model, not a curated record. Gene Ontology annotation, cellular component: ribonuclease MRP complex.
UGUCUCUUUGUGGGGAACAGAACAGACUUCCCAGAGCAUCACUGGAGACAAGACAGAGCUCUAGGGAGGACAGCCCAGGUGCAGACCUCCAAGCAACCCUGGCCUCUACUGUGGAUGCCAAGAAGAGAACAAGGAGAGGAGACGCACACCAACUCAAGCUGGAGUAAAACAAGCAGAGGUCCAAAACAGGAGGUGGACUUUAACAGCUGGACAAGAAGUACAUUUUGAGUUAAAUGCGACAUGAUCAUCUGAUACGAAUCAACAGCGCUGGACCGGAUCACUAAGACAAAGGGCAAUUUUAAACGUAUGGUAUGAAAUUGAGAUACUCUUUAAAGAACAUCUUCAAUGGUCCCGACAGUGCUCUUAAUUCAGCAGCCGGGCGUUUAUCUUAUUUCUCCAGCUCUUUCUGAGAGGGAGCUUUAAAGACUUCAUUGAUAGUGCUCUUGGGGAGCGGUUAAUAAUUCUUAUGUGAAGUCUUGAAACUUUACAGCUGUUGACUGGAGGGAGAGGAAAGUGCUACAUGCAUAAGAAAAUUAUGACGACCUGUUUUCCAUGUGGGGAGAGUGUGUUUCUGGACUGACAUUGCGGUGGAGCAUUGAAGACAGAAGACAUGUUCACCGGGUGUGGAAUGAUCAGUGGCCAGAACCAGUACCUGAUCCGAGACGCUGUCAGGCCCCUUCCCGGACUAGAGGUGAGCCGACCGAUCCAAAUUGAGCAUGGGUUACCUUCAGGGAGCUUACCCGUUUACCAUAACCAGACUUAUAGCAACGUCGUCCAGCCAGCAGUGAUCAACAAUGUUUCCAUCCCGCUGAAACCAGUGCCACUGCCAGUCCCUCCCCCUGCACUCAAACUAGGACAGGAGGGGUUUAAGAAAGUCUGCCGAACUGAGGAGGAUAGCCCCUGCCCGUUCCCAGGGCUGGCCUCUGGGGUGCUGGAGAUGCGCGUGAAGGAGGGAAGUAAGAUCCGCAACUUAAUGGGAUUUGCCAUGGCACGAAUGCAGGGAGAGAAGGGCAUAAGUGGGGGAGGUGUGAGCGGUGGUGGGCUCAGGCAGGUGGUCUUCACUGGGUCAGGCCGCGCCGUCACAAAGACCAUCACUUGUGCUGAAAUCAUGAAACGAAAAGUGGGCUCUCUGCACCAGCUGACCAAACUGCAAUACAAGGUGGUGAAAGAGGUGUGGGAGAGCAGCGAGGGGGGGGCAUCGGAGAUGACCGUGCACAGGACCGUGCCCUCCAUCAGCAUCCUUCUUUCCAAAGACCCGCUGGAUCCCCAGGAGCCGGGGUAUCAGCCUCCAGAGGCUCUCAGUGCAUUGUGGGAGGAGAGAGAGGGCGUUGAAUCUGCCCCGCAGACACCAUGCAAGAGAACUCUUGGACCUUUGCCAUACAGCAGUUUCCCUCACUGUAAGAGAGCGUGUUUGGGGGAAGGAGUCUCAGUCCACGCUCCUCACUGACUGGCUGAACCGGUGUCAAACAGUGGAGAGGAUUGUAUCAGAGGAGUUCAUUUGGCGCUGCCCUCCAUUCAAGCACAAUGCUGAGACAAUCAGAACACUCACUCAGACAGAACAGUGCUUUCUCAGAAGAACUGAGUACCAACUCCAGCCUCCAGAGGUCAGUUUGACUGGGACUCGAAAGCUUGCCUCUGUGCACACAGCAUUUAAGGGAUGUGUUUCUAAGCACGUCCAACAUGGUCUCUCACAUCCACAUAAUAGUGAUGUGUGCUACCGUGUUAUCAAAUCUCUCACAGAUUGACAUCCCAUUUCACACCAACAAAAGAAGAAGCCAUGAAUCGCACAGGUUCCAGAUUCCUGCUUGCAGUAAACUAAACAUUUUUGUUAGCUCCUUGUUGCAAUCAUUCUUAUUCCUACAUGCUUAAGUGUAGCUUUUAAAAAUACACAAGAUAUAUAUAAGUAUAUUAAAUACAAAAGCUUAAAGCCAUUGAUGGUAUGACAAAUGCAAAACAUACCAAUUUUAUUUGUCGGAUAUAUUAACUCUUAUGAAAACAGAAUUCAAUAAAUUGUUUUUUUUUUCCCAAUGGA